UGCAAUCCCUAGCCCCUAUGGAUGUUCUGCAAACCCUUCUAGAACUCUCAGUUCUUUAUGACCUCAGCAAGGAUUCCGAACCACUCCUAGCCUGCAGUGAGGUCACGCCAUCACUACAAACAGCCUCCAGCCUGCCUCCUGGAGCUAUUUACUCCCUCCCAGCACCAUGGUCAGCAUCAAAGUUACCAAGCAGAUGGUCCCUACACCUAGCAUGGGAUGGGGAGGUAUGAGCUGGAAGGACCCCUUUGUCACAGUCACUUUCCCCAGCAAAGUAAUCUUCACCAGUGCCUCCCUCCUGCUGCUGCUGGUUCACAUGGGUAUCUUCGGAGGAGACCUCUACCACUUCACUGUGACCCAGGAGUUCGAUCUCAUGAGCUUUCAUGGCACCACAGUACUACUGGUAUCCCAUGUGAUGAGCUUUUACUGGGCCUUGCUUGGAACAUUUUACACUUUGGAGGCCAAUGACAAGGUUCUCAGGGGGUUUGCCCUGACCUCACUGGUGAUGAACUUCGCCCUCUUCGUGGGCCGCUUCUGCCUGGACUACCUGACUAUCGAAUACAGGGAGGAGUUUUACUGA
Chrysemys picta bellii (western painted turtle) is the source of this 577-nucleotide messenger RNA. RefSeq names its product transmembrane protein 262 (gene CATSPERH). NCBI's taxonomy places the organism in Eukaryota, Metazoa, Chordata, Testudines, Emydidae. The record is from RefSeq and is a predicted model, not a curated record.